Molecule: messenger RNA, 781 nt
Organism: Papilio machaon (common yellow swallowtail)
Lineage: Eukaryota; Metazoa; Arthropoda; Insecta; Lepidoptera; Papilionidae
Product: lysozyme 2
Exons: 5
Coding region: 206-685 (159 amino acids)
Molecular function (GO): lysozyme activity
Source: RefSeq, a predicted model, not a curated record
AACGAUCGCGCAAACCAGCCAGCACGCGGCUGUGUCCUUCUUUCAUUGAAAUAGUUUUUAAAUAGAAUUAAACAACACUCAUAACAGAUAUAGUUUGACACCGCGAUCCUAUUACAAACCUGAAACACUAUUAACCUGUGAUUUUGUGAAUAGAUUCGUGAUAAAUAACGUAUUUGUAACAUAUAAAAAGACGAACUUAGAAACGAUGAUGGCAACACCAAGUCUUGUAACAUCGGCGUGCGUGCUGUCGGUCCUUCUGCUCUGGACAGCUUCCUCAGGAGUGUUCAUCUCGAAUCUGUCGGAGACAUGCUACCGCUGCCUGUGCUACGUAUCGACGGAGUGUAACACCGCGCACGGCUGCACCGGCGGCUACUGUGGACCAUUUAAUAUCUCGCGCGUCUACUGGAUUGAUGCCGGCAAAGUAACGCUGCCUGAGGACGAUCCCGAGAGGAACCAUGCGUGGGAGGACUGCGCUAGAAGUUACAACUGCGCCAAGCAAAUUAUCGAAGGAUAUCUGCAAAAAUAUGGAAAGGACUGCAACGGUGACGGCGUGACGGACUGCUUUGACUAUAUGAUGGUGAACGGCAACGGGGGCUACGGCUGCACCGUGCCACUCAACAAAACGCACAACGGCCGUCGCUGGCUGCGCCGGUACCAGGACUGUCAGCUCAGCAUCAAAGCCUGAUCACCUCUGUUAAUGUAACCAUACCUCCGUACUGUACCUCUGUUGUUAACAUAUAAUUUAAAACCAACGUUAAAUACACUACUAUUAUUUUUUAAU